AUGGCACUGGCCUGCAUUGCUAUUAUUCUUGGUUUAGCACAUCUCCUUACUGCUAAAUCCCUGGAUUGUGAGCCUCUCGUUCCAGAAAUCCUUGACAAUGCUACAAUGACCAAGCUGCUGGGCAAGUGGUUCUACAUUGCUGGGGCCUCACAGCACCCACGCACCCUACAGGAGAUGGAAUUGAUAAAGAAUGCUUAUUACUUCUUGUACCCUAGCAGCCAUCAAGACAAGUUCCUCGUCACACAAGUCAUGAGAUUGAAGGACAAGUGUGUGGUGGACAAUUCCAGUUACAUUUCAGUCAUCCAGGACAAUUCAACAAUGAUCUUGCAUGGGCCAAAUGAAAGUUCUGUAGGACAACUUAUCAAGAGCAGCUCUGAAGACACUAUGACACUAUACCACAUUGAUGGGACCCACAGAGGGUUAUCGAUCUCAGCCCGGGCCCAAAACUUCAGCACAGAGCAACUGGAAGAAUUCAAAACUCAAGUGGCAUGCCUUGGAUUGAAGGAAGAGGAAACAUUCUAUACUUCAGCUAAGGAUCUGUGUCCCAUGGAAGAAGAAAGAGAUGACAAAAAGCAGUUAGUUGAAGUGGUGGAACCAUCACUGGGGUAA
This is a messenger RNA of Gopherus flavomarginatus (Mexican gopher tortoise), 609 nucleotides long. RefSeq names its product alpha-1-acid glycoprotein 1-like. The coding region runs from base 1 to 609 and encodes 202 amino acids. The transcript is spliced from 6 exons. NCBI's taxonomy places the organism in Eukaryota, Metazoa, Chordata, Testudines, Testudinidae. The record is from RefSeq and is a predicted model, not a curated record.